GAUGUUCUCAUUAGUGAUGGUGGUGAUGGCGCUGGCCGCGUCCGCUAGCGCAGGCCCGGCCCGUGAGCGGCCACUGAAGCAGUGUCCAGAGGGAUUCGAAGCCGUGGUGGUGGAUGGGAAACAGGACUGCGUCUGCGCCGAUUACCACGUCUACUGGCCGAACACGGGGCUCUGCUACCCGGAGUUCACCCUGGGGCCUUGUAACCCCGGCCAACAGUUAGCGGCUAACGCAUCAGGUCACGCUGAAUGCAGAUGUCCCGGAUUCUGGGCGAUGUGGACAGAUGGCGCCUGCUACCAAGAGUACACACAAGGGCCCUGCGCCGUCGGAGAGCUGUACAUGGGGCGUGGUCCGGGCACCGAUGGAUUCUGCUCCUGCUCGGCCGAGUUCGUCAUGCAUUUCUACCCGGCCGACGGCCUGUGCUAUCCGCUCUACGAGCAAGGGCCGUGCCCCAAGGGCCAUCUGCUUAAAUUCGACUACCGCACGCUGCAGCCCGUCUGCGAAUGCCGGGAUGGCUAUAUGCUGGAGGAAGAUGGCACUUGCUAUCCUCUCAACACCGCCGGACCCUGCGACCAGACCGCUUGCAACGAAGGCAUUAAUUGCUACUUGCGCAAUCUCGACACACUCAAGACCGAGUGCAAGUGUCUGCCGGGAAAUGUCACCACCGCCGACGGUCAUUGCUACGAGCCGUACUCGAGAGGGCCCUGUCAACUCGGAGAUUGGCUCGUGUUCUCCCAGCCAGGCGUCGCUGUCUGUCAACGCAAGGAGCAGUGCGCGCGGUUCGACAACUGGUUCUACUGGACCGCUGACGAGCGGUGUUACCGCCAGUAUUCUCGCGGUCCAUGUCCCCUUGGCCAGCUCUUCUAUCUGGACACCAACACGGGUAUAUCCGGCUGCCACUGCCGCAAGGAAUGGACGCCGUAUUACUGGAAUGACGACAAUUUAUGCUACGAACAACAUUCCAUCGGGCCAUGUCCCGUUGGCAUGUAUUUCAGCUUCAAUAAGACAUCCGGCCACACCGAAUGCAACUGCUUCACCUCUCACGUGCUGCACGAAGAUUCGAAAACGUGCUACGAACGCCUGACAGCCGGGCCGUGCCCUGACGGCCAGCUGGUGGUGGAGAACCCCCAAACCGGGCGAAUGACAUGCGACUGUCACGCCGAUAUGACAACUCACUUCUGGGAGAGCGACGGCAAGUGCUAUCAACAUUUCCUGCAGGGGCCGUGCCCUCAGGGCCAGACCUUCAGGCUCGACAGGGCCACGGGCGUGCCUACCUGCAUAACCUGGGGGUAGAUUUACCCCUCUCCUGCAAUUCGUAUCCUCAGUACCUUUAUUUUCACUAGUAGCACCGCUACAUUGACACCACACUGACGCUACACUGACACCACACUGACGCCACACUGACGCCACACUGACACCACACUGACGCCAUCUUAUAUGUUGGUACCUCCCCAAACAUUACCUGUAAAUAAACUGUUGUCAAGUGCUCCAGUACCACUUCUAUGCACUCAAAAACGUAUUACAAACACGCCCACACACACACACACACACACGCCCACACACACACACACACACACACACACGCCCACACACGCCUACACACACACACAUACACGCUCGUACACACUCAAAAAUAUCUGGUGCGCUAUUAGUUAUUAGGUUCCUAUUGAUUUGCUUCGAUUGAUGGUACAAGGUGUUAGAUGUGUACAUAUUUGUAUAGCGUUAGUUGGGCGUCGAACCCCCCCUGGCCUGACGCCAGCGGCCUCGAACAUCUAGAGCCAUAAAUUAGAAUGCGUAUUGGAACCCGCGACGCGGUUCCCCAAUAUGUACGAAUGGUCGAAACUUAAAAUAGUUUUGCUUCCUCUUUCCCGUUUUCUUUUCCAUGUGAGUGAUCAGCUGGUGGAACCAUGUUGAUAGUGUUUUGUUUUUAUUUCGUACGUUACAAAUUGCCCAUUUACAGUUGCAUAUUUGGUUUAUGUAAACACAGUUCUGUAGUAAACGUAUCAUGCCUGAAAAAGACAGAAUUGCUUAACAUAAAAUAUGGUUUUCUUUUUUAAAAAAUCAAAUAUCUCUUAUAGGGUAACUACUUUCUUGAAUUUUGGUGCAUUACUUUCUUGCCUUUGGGCAUGAUACUUUCCAAGUGUUCAACCUUUCAAAAGAGUUACCUUUCUCCUGAAAGUUUUUCAACUUAUUCAUAUCUAUAAUUUAUAGAUUUUAGAGCUAUACUUAAUAGAUAGCUAGGCAGCAUAUACAGCUACACUGUAUUGGCAUGCAUUCCAAGGGUUCGUAAGUUCAUUGUUCAGUCCAUAAACCCAGGUGAAUAAAAACGUUCCAAGCACAAGCUGAAGUGAUAUUAGGGCCUAUAAAUUACUCUUAUCAUUUCCCUGUGGAAAAUAACAUUCGGAAGUAAACUCAAGUGUAUUAAAAUAACUAGGCCUGCUGCAUAUAGGCUCAAAUGUUCUCAAACAAGUCCAAAAAUUGUAAAUAAGAGUCGUCAUUAAGCUAGCAGGAAGGAAAAGUCCAAUGUGUUAUUGGAGGAAAAAAGUCCAAUAUAUCACAUCAUUAAAAUAUAGAUGAAGAAUUUGCCCAUCGAAAAAAAACUUGUAUGUGAGAAUUUACCUUGUUAUUUACAUAUAUUCUUUUACCUAAUUGUCAGUAUUAAUAUAUUAUUUGUGUAAUAUGUUGGUUGAGGCAAAACCUGACCCGAUAUUUCGAAUAUUUUAUGCUAAAUUAUUAGGUAAUAUAAUGUAUCAAUUAUGUAACAUUUUCAUCGACAUUUAGAUAGAAUUAUCAAGCAUUUAUGUAAUAUUGUUCAACAUAUAAUAAUUUCUUGUCAUCACUUUAAAGUUAUUCAAUUUAUAUUUAAAAUUGUUUAAUGAUUCCGAUUUACUGUAAAAUUAUUAACAUUUAUUACUCUAAUAUUCAGUAUUGAAUCAUUUUUUAUAGUAAAAAAUGACUAGGUUACCAUCUAGAGUCCUAUUCAAACAUGCAAGUUUCCUUAAACUCCAAAAUUUGGAAAAGGGUUAUUUCUAAAUAAGUAAACUCAACUCAAAGUUUACUCGAUCAUGCAACACCUGACUAAGAAUCACUUCCAAAGGUGCAACAUCCUAGCAUGUCAUUACCAAAUGUGUAACAUUGAACUAAAUAAUCAAUCCCCAAUCAUGUAGUAUCCGGACCAAAUCACUUCCGAACAUGAAACACCCAGCCAGAAACACUUCCAUAUACAUUCAACACUCGACUACAGCCACACUCUCAAACAUGCAACAGCGAAUGUUUAGAUCUUCACUAGAAGACUGAUCCUCUUGUGUAUUACCACCAUUUGGUGACUUCAGGAGCCUUCGAUUUACGCUCUUCUUUCCUCUCCGACAAUCGCAACUCGAGUCGUAACUCAAGUUAUUGUCGUCUCUGUCCCGUAGAGCUUCAAGUUACCUCAAGUCAGCGAUCUUCUCCUUAAAUUGAUCGAUAACUUGUUUACUCUCUCACCAUGUUUAUAGUUCUCUGUAUUUAACGUCCUUCGUUGAAACGUUUUCUUUGAUUGAUCGAGAUUCAGGCAGCCAGGAGGUGGCACGGGCAUGAAUAACCCGUAAAGAUUAUCUUUCCGAGUUCGACCUGUUUGGGAGAUGAAAUGGGUGUUUAUUUUAGUUUUUCUUUUGCUGUGAUUAUGAGAGCGCAGCUGACAGCCACUGAGAGGCUUAUUAGAUGUUUAUUCGGCUUUUGUAUAAUAAUGUUAAUUAACGUUUAUAGUUAGAGUAAUUUAGCAUUUGUGUUUAUUCUGUGGAAUUGAUGUUGAAUCGUUAAGAUAUUAUUGUGCAGGAUUAUUUAACAAUAAUUAUUUAGUGUGUAACAUAGGUUUAUUUUAAUAAUAUUUCCAUAAUUAUUUUUUUGGUUUAAAUUUGUAAUGGUAUAAGCAAUCAAAAAUUAAACUUCUUGUUAAUUAAAAUACAUCAUAAUAUAGCGAAAUUUUUAACAAUUUUUUGUAGUUUUAGUGUUGAGAAAAUACUAUUUAUAGCGGUGAUAACUUAUUUGUUUUAACAUAACUUUCAAAGUAGUGUAAAUUAGGGAGAGACAGGAGACGGGGCAUGACCAGACCAACUCGGUCACGUCGAAGUUACAUUUUUCUCAAUAAAUGAUGCUUGUGACUUCUUUUAAACCUCUUUGGUUGGGGGAAAACACUUGCCUUCACAUCCACUUGUAGACGAACUUGUCAUAUAACAGAGGAAAUAUGUAAUAUGAAUCUGCAUAAUACACAAAAGACACAACCACACUCAACUCAGCCUCAUCCUGCAUGAUACAUCGUAUUAUAAACAUUCACAUAUGGCAAGUACAUACAUAAGACAACAUGCAGAAAGACUUAACAUAGACACAAUAUGCAACACAGACAUACUGUGUUUUUAGUUGAGUCAGCCCUUGCAAUAUCUUACAGUGCAAAACUUUGACAAAUAAUUUGUGUAUAUACUAAAUUGUCGCAAUGUCCUGUUGACACAGUUUGUCAACAGGACAUGUGUCAAAGCUGUGUCAGUGUCAGUGAUGAUGGAUAGCUUGAACAACGGACCAACAGCGGUAGCAAUCGCUAUGUAACAACGGUUCAACAGGGCUCUCAAUUGUAUCGUAGUAACCGCCUGACCCAAGGCUUUAUAAAUUUGUAUGUGUAUGGGCAAUUUGUAUGUAUUAAAAAAGCCAUAUAUAUAUAUAUAUAUAUAUAUAUAUAUAUAUAUAUACCUCUACCUGAGGUUUCAGACUAUUCUUGUUCGUGAUUUCAAAGUUGGUUCUGGUGUUAUCAGACAUUUUUUCGUUAAUUUUUUUUUUUUACUGAUUUAUGGAAUAACUAAAUUAUUUAAACUAUUUCAUGUGAUGUGUUUUAAAUUUUUUUGUUUUGCUUGUGCAAUUUGCCAGAUUAUGGCAACUUAUUUGCAAUACUUGUUCACAUUCCGUCCUCAAUCAUUUUUGGCUGUUUGAUGAGAUAAUGUUAAUUUUCCGCUCCUCAUAUCAUGUUUUAUAUAUUUAUAUAAGAAUGAAUGUGUGUGUAUGGACAUAUAUGCGGAUUUUUAUCGGGUUGGGGGGACAGGGGAAUGAUGAUGAGUUUGUUUAAACAUAUACACAGUGCAAGAAACCUUGAUAUACAAGAGCAAUGAUAGUUGAAUAUGUGUAUGUACGCGUGGGAAUGUAUAUAUGUAUUUUGGAUGUCUGUAUAUGUGUGUGCAUGCCUGUAUGAACGUAUUGGAUGUUGUAUUUCGAGAAGCGAAUGAAGCUUGUUCCAUAUUCCCGACCGAAGUGGUUUCAUAUUCACUAUAGGCAAAGCUUCUUCUAAAUAACCGAGGCUUCUUUUUUGUUAUGGGGGAUGCAAAGAAUCAGAACAGCUUCAAGCUAUUGGGCUUCCUUGAGACUUUCUCAACGCCAUAUGAACAAACUUGGAAUAUAAAAUAUUAUUUUUUUUUAUUAAUCUUGAUAUUGUUAUUCAGAGAAUUUCAAAAUAAAAAUGGACAUUA
Messenger RNA from Procambarus clarkii (red swamp crayfish), 5484 nucleotides. NCBI's taxonomy places the organism in Eukaryota, Metazoa, Arthropoda, Malacostraca, Decapoda, Cambaridae. The record is from RefSeq and is a predicted model, not a curated record.